AUGUCCAACGAGGAGCUCAUCACCCUGACCUAUCAGGAUCGCAUCGCGAUCGUCACGCUCAACCGCCCCGACAAGCUCAAUGCCCUGAACGCUGGACUCUACUACACUCUCGCCGAGCGACUACGUGAAAUCGAGAAGCGAGAUGACAUCUAUAUCACCGUCGUGACAGGCACAGGCCGGUUCUUCUCCGCUGGCGCAGAUGUGAACAGCGCCCGUCCUGGUGCUGGAAAUGCCGAUAGCGGCGGCCUCGGCUCAACAGUCCGCCAAGAGCUCGUCCGCGGCUUCGUCGCCAACAACGUCGACACAACCCGCGCCUUCUACAACCACUCCAAGAUCCUCGUCGUGGCUCUCAACGGUCCCGCCGUUGGUCUUUCCGCUGCAUUAAUCGCCCACGCAGACUUCAUUUACGCAGCUCCGCACGCUUUCGUGCUUACACCCUUCUCCUCGCUCGGACUUGUCGCCGAGGGCGGAGCCAGCCGUGCCUUUGUUGAGCGAAUGGGUAUCGCGAAGGCAAACGAGGCUCUUAUCCUGAGCAAGCGGAUACCAUGUGAGGAUCUUGUGAGGACCGGCUUCGUUAAUAAGGUCAUCAAGGCGGAUUCGGGCAAGACAGAUGAUUCUGCGGGAUUCCUGAAGAAUGUCCUUGUGGAGGUUGAGGAUUCAAUGGGUACUCAUUUGAACCAGUCGAGUAUGGUGAAGAUUAAGGAGCUUGUUAGGCGGCCUGAGCGGGAGAUUCUGGAUCGUCAGAAUGGGCUUGAGGCUUUCAUGGGAUUGGAGCGCUUCUUGAGUGGAAUUCCCCAGGAGGAGUUCCGGAAGUUGGCUUCUGGAGAGAAGAGGCAUAAGCUUUAG
Molecule: messenger RNA, 846 nt
Organism: Penicillium pulvis
Lineage: Eukaryota; Fungi; Ascomycota; Eurotiomycetes; Eurotiales; Aspergillaceae
Product: dodecenoyl-CoA isomerase
Exons: 2
Coding region: 1-846 (281 amino acids)
Biological process (GO): fatty acid beta-oxidation
Cellular component (GO): peroxisomal matrix
Source: RefSeq, a predicted model, not a curated record